CGCCGACACGGGAGAUUUCCAGCCCCAGAGGAGCCCGAAGAACGAACCGUCGAUCGCCGCCGUUCGCACCAAGACAACAUGGGCCUUGAAUCAACAAUGAUUGUGGUGGAUACGUCCGAAUGGAUGCGCAAUGGGGACUAUGUGCCGUCGCGUGUGGAAGCACAGGGGGACGCGGUCAACUUGUUGGUGACGUUCAAGACGAACGCGAACCCGGAAAGCACUGUCGGAAUCCUUGCCAUGUCGUCCACUGUGAACGUACAUAGCAAAACGGUGUCGCUUCUCGCGAGCCCUACGGACAACGUGGGCAAGCUACUGAACGUCGUGCAUGAGAUCACCCCCACGUCCAUUGGCGGGUCCAUCCAGUUUGCGGAAGCGAUCCAAGUUGCACAGCUUGCGCUAAAGCAUCGCCGCAACAAGAAAGGCAGCGCACGCAUUGUUGUUUUUCUCGGCUCCCCCAUUGACGAAGAUGACAAGUCUCUGAUCAAGGUCGGCAAACUCCUCAAGAAGAACAACAUUGGCGUCGACGUAGUGUCAAUGGGUGAUGUGGACAUCAACGCAGCGAAGCUCCAGGUGUUUGUCGAUGCUGCCAACAGCAACCAAAACAGCCACCUUAUCACGGUUCCGCCUGGUGUAUUGCCUUCCGACGUUCUUGUGUCGAGCCCUGUGUUUCAUGGCGACGAUGGAGGGAGCGGCCACAUCGGUGGCGGAGGCGCUGCGGGCGGGAACGACUUUGCAGAGUACGGCGGCGUUGACCCGAGCAUGGAUCCCGAUCUUGCCUUGGCUCUUCGCGUGUCCAUGGAAGAAGAGCGAGCGCGACAAGAAGCCGUCGCCAAACGCGCCGCUGCCGAGGAAGCAGCGGCUGCAGCCGAGACUGCGACACCACCUGCAGCUCCUGUCACUGCUACGGUUGACGCGCCGACGCCAGUUGCCCCCAUCACACCCGCGCCGCCCGUCGCCACACCGGCGACCACUCCGGCAGCUGCCCCGACGACCCCGGUCCCAGCCACGACUGCCGCUGCUGCAGCGAGCCCGGCCCCUCCUGCGCCAGCUUCUGCCUCACCUUUCAUGGACCCUGCAUUUGUCAGUCAGCUGCUGGGUGGGCUUCCUGGCGUGGACCCGAAUGAUCCAAAGAUCAAAGAAGCGAUGGAGAAACUGACCAAGAAGAAGGACGACGACGCCACCAAGUAGUCCCUCCGUCGAUAGAGUCCCAUGCACGAAAAUUGAACUAUCUCGAAGUGAAAUCGCGGAUUGGUUUGUUGCACGAGUUGCGUCUUGCACCGGACCCACACGGUUGCGCGCCGACGGACGAGUGCGAUCCUUGGAACUGAACGACUCGAUGGCGCGCGCGACAACUGCUCCAUCCAUUCACAUGAAAACAUGGUUGUGAGUGCGUAAUCAACUCAUUCAGUCAGCCACCCGAGAUCCCCUCCAACCCUUUCACACUCGAUGCCAAUGUUGUGGGAUUCUCGAAUGCAUCGACUGCAUGGAUUCCCGAGGCAGACAUCGUUGGGCAGCGACCCGUCAUCAAGUUUGCCUUGGGGGUGGAGCUGGGAUUCUUUGGUCACGUGGCCUCGUUCGCGCGACAAUCAAUGGCGAUCAGGUGAGCUGCCAAGGCGCGGGGACCCUUGCUCUCCUCGAACUUGCUGCAGCUCGUGCAUGGCGGGCUGCAACGCGCUACGUGGCAGGGGAAUGUUCGAUCCGAUGGACCUUGGCCGCGGACGCACAGGCGGCGGUAUCGCAGUGGACACUGGUCGAUGGUCUUGCCGGUUUGUGCUAGAGCGCAAGGUUUCCUGCAGCGUUGUCGACGUCGAGGACGAUGGCAGUUUGAACGGUUGAGCUGAUCUGUCGCCCCAACACCACUGAUGUGUCUGCGACCGUGGGUGUCCAGAUGCAGCCUACAAUUCGGCCACAUGCGUCAGGUCAAGGAAUGCAUGACGGCGACUGCGAUUGAAGAGUCGAGCGGACCGUUGAGAUGCCGCGGCAUUUCGUGCGUUCCAGGACUUCCACUUGGCGAGCGAGUUUGGCAGCGGUUAUGUUGACGCUGGCUAGUUGUUUCUGGAGAGCGUCCGUUUCGGCUUUGAGUUGGACCAUGCCGUUGGUUUUGACGGACAAGAGCUGGGCGAGACGGUCGCGAUCUCGACGGACAGCACGCGCUUGCUCAGCAGCAGAUUCGAAAGCCGCACAUUUGUCCUUGGCGGCGCGGAGUUGGGCUUUGUGCUUGUCGUAGGCAGUUGUCAUCUGGAACGACGACAGUGUGUUCGUCGCGACGACGAAAUGAGUCCUACCGACCGUCUGGACGCGAUGAACCAUGUACACCAAGACUUGCUGCGUCACUGCUUCGGGUAGGGAUGCAAGCAUCCACGCUACAACAUGCCCGGCGGAUAUCGAGUGCGAACAUGGAGGUUGGACAAUUCCAACCUUGAGACGCAGGCUGAGAGAAGAGGCCGUCGAUGCAUGUGACGUGGAGGUUGGCCAGGAUGACCUUGAUGCACCUAGGUUUGCAAACACCGUCACACUUUGUUCUCCGUUACAGCCAUCGUCAUUACAAUGCAGACAGCAGAGGAAUCGGUUUGCGUUUCUUGAUGAGCUCGCCAAGGUUUUGCUGCUCCUUGGUGUCGUCGACCGAGGACAAGAGCACGCGACAACGUACGACAUGGAUUGGAAGUGAUGCCGAGCCGUAUUCCCCAUUGCAAUGUGGGCAUCUUUCCAGAAUAAGGCGCGAUGUGCGGCGAGCCACGGCGACAUCGUCCUGCAACGGUAUCGUCCACAUUGUGGAUAUUUUCUUCAAACCAAUUUUUUGAUUAAACGAAAACACAAUCGGCACAAUAUUCCGCAAUUUAUUCGAUUUGAUGGAUAUUCCAUGCCAGUUUAUCAUAUUUGACCAAAUACAUUUAAUGAGUACGUGGA
Molecule: messenger RNA, 2907 nt
Organism: Aphanomyces invadans
Lineage: Eukaryota; Oomycota; Saprolegniomycetes; Saprolegniales; Verrucalvaceae
Exons: 3
Coding region: 79-1188 (369 amino acids)
Biological process (GO): proteasome-mediated ubiquitin-dependent protein catabolic process
Cellular component (GO): proteasome regulatory particle, base subcomplex; nucleus; cytosol
Molecular function (GO): polyubiquitin modification-dependent protein binding
Source: RefSeq, a predicted model, not a curated record